This is a messenger RNA of Myripristis murdjan (pinecone soldierfish), 7801 nucleotides long. RefSeq names its product MCF.2 cell line derived transforming sequence-like 2 (gene mcf2l2). Gene Ontology annotation, biological process: intracellular signal transduction. The record is from RefSeq and is a predicted model, not a curated record. Gene Ontology annotation, molecular function: guanyl-nucleotide exchange factor activity. The transcript is spliced from 32 exons. NCBI's taxonomy places the organism in Eukaryota, Metazoa, Chordata, Actinopteri, Holocentriformes, Holocentridae. Gene Ontology annotation, cellular component: cytoplasm. Bases 359 to 3856 code for a protein of 1165 amino acids.
AGGCACCUUGUUGGCUUCAAAGGGACACGAUAGCGUCGCUGGAGGAGGUGAAAACUGAUUUAGUGUGUGUGUAAAAGUAUUUCUACGUUAAAAAAAAAGGCAGCAAAAGCAUUGAGGGAAGACAGACGAUUCCAAAGAGAGGAGCUGAGAAAGAAGCACACCCAGGAGAGAGAUGGACGGACAGACAGAGGGGGAGAGAGACUUCUUUCUUUGCCAUGCUACCUCGCUGUCUCUCUGCCGGUGUGACCUUGCCUCGGCCGGCCUCCUCCGCCGUGCCGGGCUGCUGUGCAGAGCUGGUGAGCAGGUUAGAUAAGACAGACAGACAGACGGGCGGACAGACAGACAGCUGUGAGGGGGGAUGGACGCCUCAGACAGGCUGCGACACCAGACCCUCCCGUCCCGCUGUCCCAGCUGCGGGACAUACGUACGAGCCUAUUCCACCGUGCGGAUCUCCACCGCCGAAAUGGAGUCCUACCACCACUUCCUGGGGGUGUGUGAGCAGGCCGAGUCAGCCACGCAGAGAAAUGAGAUCAUGCAGCAGGAGAUCAGGCCCCUGCUCGCCGUGGACAUCAUCGAGCAGCUUCAUCGCCAGUUUGCCAUGCUGUCAGGAGGGCGAGGGAAGGACGGCGCCCCCAUCAUCACCUUCCCCGAGUACUCAGGCUUCGGCGAGCUGCCUGAUGAAGACUUCCUCAACGUGGUGACCUACCUGACCAGCAUCCCCAGCCUGGACGCUGCGAGUAUCGGCUUCAUCAUCAUCAUCGACCGGCGGAAGGACAAGUGGAGCUCGGUCAAGGCCUCCCUCACCAGGAUCGCUGGGGCGUUUCCAGGAAACCUGCAGCUGGUGCUCGUGCUGCGACCCUCCAGGUUCUUCCAGAGAACGAUAGCAGACAUCGGCAUCAAGCUGCACAGAGACGACUUUAAAAUGAAGGUACCGAUUGUGAUGCUGAACUCGCUGUCGGACCUGCACGGCUACGUGGAUAAAGGCCAGCUGACCUGCGAGUUAGGAGGAAACUUGGAGUACUGUCACAGUCAGUGGAUACACCACCGAACUGCCAUAGAGAACUUUGCCAUGACGGUGAAAACCACAGCACAGAUGCUACAGAAGUUUGGGACGGACCUGGCAGAGACGGAGCUGCCCAACGACGUCCAGUGCACCAAAGACCUGCUCGUCGCACACACCGACAAGCACAACAAACUCAAGGAUGAACUGAAGCUAGCUCUGAAGCAGGGGACCACCUUGCUCGGUUGUAUCAAGGAGCAGGCGGCCAAGUCGGAGAGCCACCGGCUGAACCCCGACGAGAUGGAGAACCAGACCACGGUGGAGAGGCUGCUGGCCCAGCUGGAUGAAACAGAGAACGCCUUUGAGCAGUUCUGGUCCAAACACCAUCUGAAGCUCGAACAGUGUCUGCAGCUCCGCCACUUUGAGCAGGACUUCAGAGAGGUCAAAGUGUCCCUCGACGGUUUGACGGACAGCCUGACCGGCCUAUCAGACAUCGGCGACUGCGUGGCCAGAGUAGAACAUCUGCUGAAGGAGCUCAAGGUCUUAGAGGAGAAGGCUCAGGCGACCCUGGAGAAGGCCCAGCUCCACGCGUUGCACGGCGACCAGCUGAUCCAGAGCAACCACUACGCCGUCGACUCCAUCCGGCCCAAAUGCGUGGAGCUGCGGCGGGUCUGCGACGACUUCAACAACGAGGCCAAGAAGAAGACGGACGUCCUGUCCAAGUCCCUGCAGAUACACCAGGGCAUCGACAAGGUGAACCAGUGGUGCGAGUCCGGCGUCUACCUGCUGGCCUCGCAGGCCGUCGACAAGUGUCAGUCACAGGAAGGGGCGGAGUCAGCGCUGGCCGACAUCGAGCGCUUCCUGGAGACGGCCGAGGAGAAUCAGCUGACUGAACUCAGGAACAUCCACAACCAGUAUGAGGUCGUCCUGUCAGAGGAUGUCAAGGCUAGCGUCCUGAAGGCGCUGAAGAGGCUGGAGGACGUCCAGGAAAUGUUCGAGAAGAGGCACAUCAGCCUGAAGAAGCUGUCGGCCAAACAGACGAGGCCCGUGCAGCCCGUGGCCCCGCGCCCCGAGUCCUCGCCCAAACGGCCCUCCCUGAAGAACACGUCCAGAACCGCCGGAUCCCAGCAACCUCUCGCCCGCAGAUCAUCAGACAACACGAACAGCGGCAAGCAGCAGGCCGAAUCCGAUCCCAACAAGAAGAAGAACAUCCGCAAAGCCAAGGGAGGCAUCAAGAUUGAGGUGAUGCAUGAGGCGAGUCAAGGAGGCUCCACCCACGUCGUCGUGUCCAAUGAGACCGAGGAGAGUCUGUCCAACAGGCGCAGACACAUCAUGACCGAGCUGAUUGAGACGGAGAGGCUGUACGUCGAGGAGCUGCAAAGCAUCAUGGAGGGCUAUUUUGCAGAAUUGGAUAACUCAGAGCUCAGCCACCUCAUCCCCCCCUCGCUGGAGAACAAGAGAGACGUGCUGUUUGGCAAUCUGCCCGAGAUCUACGAGUUUCACAACAGGACGUUUCUGAGGGAGCUGGAGAACUGUGCCGAGAAACCGGAGCUGGUGGGAACCUGCUUCCUGAAGAGGAAAGAGGAGCUGCAGGUGUACGAGAAGUACUGUCAGAAUAAACCGCGCUCUGAAGUCCUCUGGAGACAGUGUGGAGACAGCCUCUUCUUCCAGGAGUGCCAGAAGAAGCUGGACCACAAGCUGUCGCUGGACGCCUACCUGCUCAAGCCCGUCCAGAGGAUCACCAAAUACCAGCUCAUGCUCAAGGAGAUGUUAAAGUGCAGUAAAGGUGAGGGGACGGCCGAGCUGGAAGAGGCUCUGGCCACCAUGUUGGACAUCAUCAAAUCCGUCAACGACUCCAUGCACCAGAUAGCCAUCACCGGCUUUGAGGGAAACCUGAGCGAGCUGGGCAAGCUGCUCAUGCAGGGAUCCUUCAACGUGUGGACGGACCACAAGAAAGGCCACAGCAAGGUGAAGGACCUGGCCCGCUUCAAGCCCAUGCAGAGACACCUGUUCCUGUACAACAAGAUGCUGCUGUUCUGCAAGAAGCGCGAGGAGACGACGGAUGGGCACGAGAAGACGCCGUCCUACAGCUUCAAACACUCCCUCAAGAUGAGCGCCGUGGGGAUCACGGAGAACGUCAAAGGCGACAUCAAGAAGUUUGAGGUGUGGUACAACGGCAGGGAGGAGGUCUACAUCAUCCAGGCUUCCUCCAUGGAUGUGAAAAAUAUGUGGGUGUCAGAGAUUCGUAAAGUUCUAACAGGACAGCUGGAGGCAUGCAGAGAGGCCAGCCAGCUCCAUCAGAAGAUCUCGGAGAACAUCUACGGUGCCCCCAUGAGGAACAUGCGUAAGGUGGCGCUCAGGCAGUCCGAUUCGUCCAGUCCAGAGACGGGCUUCAGGAGGAGCAACCCCAGCCCCAACAUGAGGCAGAAGCGAGCCGACGCUUCAGCCGGCCAAUCAGGGCACUCGGCUGCUAACGCUAGGAAACGCUUCACCUUGCAGGGGCUGUCCAAUAGGAGGUCUCUCCCCGCAGAGCCGGCUGUUAAGGAAGCAGAGGUCCCCCGGCGCUUCUCUCUCACCUCCUCUCUCGCCUCCUCUACCUCCUCCUCCUUCGCAACGCGGCGCACAAAAGGCUGGACCCAGCGGCGUCUGCCCUCCAUGGACACAGAGGACUUCGAGACGAUCCCCUCCAGCGCAGAGGAACUGUCCAACUCCUCCGAAGAGGAAGGAAGCAAUAAAAAUGGUGACAGCGGUCGUUUCCGAGUGCAGCUCACCUACGAGUCCCGGGCAGCGAGGGACCUCUCCCUGGAGUCGGGAGACCUGGUCCAGUUCCUGGAGGAGGCGGAGAACGGACACUGAUAUCUUCAGUGAUCUGUGCAACGCGGCGCUGUCGGACUCGGACGACAACGAAGCCAGCACCUGGGGCGACGUGUCUCAGGACAGCAGAUAAACAUGGCCGACUAGUUUAGUUUUUCCAAUGUAGUUCACCAUGUUGGACUACGAACUUGGCUUCUUAUUGUUAUUUCCACUCCAUGUUGGAUCAUGGACCUGGCUGACUACUGUAACUGUCUGUAGUUUUCCAAAAAUGGACUAUAAGUGUUACUGACUGUUGGUUUUCUACUGUCGCUCUCCAUGUUGGACUGCAAACAUGGCCUGUUGUUGUUUUUCAACUGGAGUUUUUCAUGUCGGACUCACUUUAGCUUUUCUAUGAACCCUCUGGACAAAAAAGCUGGAACCUAAACAAGCCUGAAUGCCACAGUGGGAAAGCCAUAUAAGAUCCUCGAUUCAAGGAACUACAAGUAACCAGCUCUCAUCCUCGGAUAGCUCACGCCGCGACUGGAUGGAUGUGCUGCAAACAGAACUGAACAUCCCACGUCUGACUAAUGCCGACGAUGUAGUGACAAAACUGCAAAGUCCAUGUCUGAGUGCUCGAUUUGGACACCUGAGAAACUCAAAUCCCUUUUUCUGAGUGACUGAGUUGAAUAACCCGAGGAAGGGAGAAAAAAAAAAAAAAAAAAGCAACAAAUUCCAUGUCCUGGUUGUGAAGUAGGCCUUGGCAAGUUGCCCUCUGUCGCUGCUAAGCUGCACUGAAGCAAAAAUCGGAACAUUUUCAGACCAGGUUCUGCCUCUGCCGCCCUGCUCGAGCUGCUGAAGCCUUUCAGGUUCAAACUAUAGACACUUAAAAGUAGCUAUAGUCUCCAGAAGAACCUAGAAGUUGACUCGCUGGCCUUUUCGGCGCCCCCGGUAGGACACCGACGUCGUGGCGUCGCAUUACCUUUGACAGUAUCACCUGAUCUCAAACCCUGUAGACUUGCAGAAUCACCUCUAAAUGUUUUGAAAGGUGCGUAGUUUGUGCACAAGGGGCGAAAAAAAUAACUCAGUACUCUCUACUCUGUCGGUAACUUGAUUAUAUUCUCACAGCUGAAGGAUUAAAUAAUGUUCAGCUGUGAGAUUUUAUGUCAUGCCAGUAAUAGUUCUGGGGAGAUGGGUUAUUUUGAAGUGAAACCUUCGACACGCACACACACACACACUUCAGUGACCCUGCAGUGCCUUCUAGCUGCACGUCCACUGGUUUCAUGCAACUGUCGAUCCAACACUGUGAGGACAGAUGAGACGUCGUCCCUGAACACACAUAAACGAAUGUAAAACGGCACAGCAGCGUGGGUUAGAGAUGUGUCGGUGACGCCCUGUCCAGCUCCAUUCUGCACAUACCUGAGGCCUUUUACGUGUGCUCAGGGUCGACGCCGCCGGCCUGACGCCUGGUUUCCAUUAACAGCAGCGCUUAACAGUAGCAAACCAAUAAAAUACCAUUUUCUAUGGAGGAGAGUUGCUGCUACCUGCUGCAAUCAUCUGCAGCAAGAGAGGGAGAGAGCCUCUGGUCAGCUUGAGGGGUCAGAAAUUACCGGUUAGCAUAUGUGGCCACGAAAAGAAAAAAAAAAAAAAAAAAGGUUAUGAGAGAAAAUCUAAUUUGGACAGUUUUCUUCUACAAAUUUGUUUUUUUGAAACAAUGCUCCUAAAUGAUGUGUUUUUUUUUUUCCAGAUUACUGUUCAGACACGCAGAGAGGAAAGCGGAUGAGGGUGGCCAAAUCGCUCUUGAUGGAAAUUAAGCGCUCUUUCAGUGCAUCUCCUCUCUGAGUGAACGGCGUGGUGGUUUAAAUCAUGUUGCAAGAUACAGACUUGUCUCUGUGACAUAUUAUGGUAUUUGGACCCAUCUCCACCUAAUGGGAUUUUCACUAGCAAGCGCUUUGAGCAUAAUUCACUCUUUGAUACGCUGCAUGACAGUCACUAUCUACGGGCGGGAAGCAUUCAAGUAUUCUCUUUUUGAUUUGUGUGCAUGUAAACACUCUACCUUAUCUGCAUUAGCUCCGAUAAGAUCCUAUCCCGGCCAUCGGGAACCCCAAAUAUGAGUUUGUCUGGAUGCUGAGGCGUGCACACGGCUCAUUCUGCCGGCGUUUGCAGCGUGCACAAGCUCAGUUUGCGUGAUUAAUACUCCGAAUAUUGCAUUCAUUCAUGCACGCGGCGGCUAUUUGUGAUAUCUCUUCAUGUCCUGUUGAUUUAUCCCCGCACUCAGUUUUCAGCUCAGAAGGUAGCAGCGUUCAGACACACAGUCCAUCACAGACCAGAUUGAUUGUAUUCUCACCUUGAAACUCCUUGAGGGAUCCGAGCGCUCGGCCGUCCCGCUGAAUCCGAGGGGACGGCUCGGCCUUUUCGAGCGGCCAGUCCGGUUCACCCCGUCCUCCCAAAAGCCCUCACACCAGUGUGUUUCACCUGCUGAGAUAUCAGACGCCGGGGUUAUGAGCAUUCGUUAGCAAUUCGCGAGCAACGCCAGUGCAAGUCAGCUGGACUGAAAACCAUUUCUUUGACAGAUCGCACUUAAGUCCUCUUUAUACAGUAAAGUAUGUUGUGGGGGAGAAAAAAAAAAAAAAAAUCAGGGACCUGGUUGGCUGCGAGUGAUUUUUCAGGGAAAUGCUUUUUUUUUUUCAGCAAGCAGCACCAGGGCUGUUUUUCUAAUAUGGGCUUCACUCCCGAGAGGAAAAUAGCUUGUUUCUAAAUAAGCACCGAACUCUGAACAUCAGGCUCCUUCAGAGGCGGGAGACGAACAGAUUUUGUCAACUGUAAAUAUACAUCAGUAUUAGUCUAAUAUUGCAUAUUUUUUUUCUGUAACUACAAUAUAUACUACUCAUUUUCUGUAUGAUUGCUGUAUUGCUGUAUACCGUUGUACUUCUCGCAGCUUUUUGGCACGUGCCUCUCUUUGCAUUUCGACUGGUUUACCCAACACACUCCAGACUGAUCUACUGAGGAAUCCUGUCAAACAGCAGCACCUUAUUUACCAAGACACAUCUUGCCAUGAGAAGUAGUAGCCUGACUGUUUUCCUGUUUGCAGCGGUUUAGAUCACAGCUCCGUUUAUUCUGCAGUUGCACCGGAAUACUUGCAUUAGUAAAAAUGUGAAGAAGCAAAAAAAAAAAAAAAAAAAAAAAAAAAAAAAUCUACCAGUUUGCCACCAAAAGGCACCUGAACUUUACUGAAUAGAUGCAUGUCACAUUAUUAGACUUAGUUACAAAAAAAAGGAUUUCUGUUAGUGUCUGCAAACAACUUUAGCCUAUAUACAUUUUAGAAUAUAUAAUAUUUUGUGAUGGUCUAAUUAGACUUUAUUUAUGUAAUUUAGGGAGCUGCAAUUGGAGAGGUUACCUUUCAAUUAUCUGUAUCAGAAGUCCACUAAAGGUCAUAUGUACUUUGAUAUUAUUCAGUCUGACUGUAAUGAAACACAAGCCUUGAAUAUUCUGUAUAUAUUGUGUAUUCUAUCUUAAAUGAAAAAAAUCAUAUUGUACCUUUGUAAAGAAAAUAUUUCUACUGUACUGCAUCCUGCUGCAUUUCCCUUAUUAUAGAAUGUAUCAAGUGUGUAUAAAGUACAAUCUGUCAUUGUAAUGUACAUAUUUAAGACCUCGCCUUGCUUCAUUGUGAUAAUAUGCAUUUAUGGACUUUGUCAUCCUGGUUUUUUGUACUUUCGACAGUGUUUUCAGACUUUAAGAAAGGCAUGCGUAUUUCCGAUUUGAUAUAUAAAUAUAUAUAUAUAUAAAUGGCACACUUAAAGGUGCCAGCUGUAGCAGUUUGUGUAAGGCCGCGGUUCCCAUAAAGCCCUGCUGCUUCCUGUCGCACGGAGGAUGUUGCCAGCUUGAUGACAGUCGGUGUGUGAUCUGGCCUGGCGAGCUAACCUGAAGUUGAAACUAUGCUGUUAUAAAAUAGUGGAUUUUGGAAUAAAGUUCUGUAUGGAUUGAAAAAGUAAAAAUGAUUCGUAAAGAGGA